AUGCAUGAAGAAGAAUUAUACAGCUCUCUUCAGUGGGACACUCCAACCUCAGAGGCCUCUCAGAAAUGUCUCUGUCCUAGCAAAUGUUCAGGGACAUGGUGUGUCAUGACAGUGAUUUCCUUUGUGUUCUGUGUGGGCUUAUUAGCAACAUCCAUUUUCUUGGGCAUCAAGUUCUUCCAGGUGUCCUCUCUUGCCAUGAAUCAGCAGGAAAGACUCAUCCAGCAGGAUAAAGCAUUGCUCAACCUCACAGAAUGGCAGAGAAACUGCACCCUGCAGAUGAAAAACUGCCAAGCCUUGCAACAAAGAUCUCCCUGUUCAGGUAGUAUCUGUAGCCAUUGUCCACACAACUGGAUUCAGAAUGGAAAAAGUUGUUACUACGUCUUUCAAGUGCAGCAAAAAUGGAAUGGCAGUAAGGAGGUUUGUUUAAAGGAGGACGCCACUCUCCUUCAAAUAGACAGCAGAGAAGAAAUGGAUUUCAUCAUCCACAGCCCACGGAUGCUCAAAGGAUUUUCAUACUGGGUGGGAGUGUUUAAAGAUGGACUCAGUCAAUCUUGGUUCUGGCAAGAUGGUUCCUCUCCUCUCCCUGACUUUUUGCCAACAGAGAAACAGUUAUCAGCCAGCCAGAUCUGUGGAUACCUCAAAGACCGUUCCCUCUUCUCAGACACCUGCAACAACUGGAAAUAUUUUAUCUGUGAGAAGAAUACAUUUGGAUCCUGCAUCUGA
Messenger RNA from Onychomys torridus (southern grasshopper mouse), 723 nucleotides. It is a transcript of the gene Clec9a, whose product is annotated as C-type lectin domain containing 9A. The coding region runs from base 1 to 723 and encodes 240 amino acids. Lineage: Eukaryota; Metazoa; Chordata; Mammalia; Rodentia; Cricetidae. The record is from RefSeq and is a predicted model, not a curated record. Gene Ontology annotation, cellular component: cell surface; membrane. The transcript has 6 exons. Gene Ontology annotation, biological process: receptor-mediated endocytosis.